AUGGCUCCCUCUGCUGUCUCGGCUCCCGAGCCCCCCACCACCACAAUGGCCAUCAAAUCCACCAAACCAGCCAACCCGAACCCGGACCUCGAAGUCGAGAAAAAAGAAAAGACCCCCCUCGAAGCAAUCAGCCAAGGCGUCUGCCUCCCCGGCAUUCCCAAAUACGUCUCUUUCGAUGCGCACCGCCGCGACAUGUUGCAACACAUGGCCGGCGCCUUCCGCGUCUUCGCACGCAAAGGCUACACCGAAGGCAUGAGCGGCCACAUCUCCGUCCGCGACCCCGAAAAUCCACAUACCUUUUGGACAAACCCACUCGGCAAGCAUUUCGGUCUGCUCAAAGCUUCAGAUAUGAUUCUGGUCGAUUAUGAGGGUAAAGCUAUUGGAGGCAAUAUGUCGCGUCCUGCUAAUGCGGCUGGGUUCUUGAUUCAUUCGGCCGUGCAUAAGGCCAGGCCUGAUGUUAUUGCUGCGUGUCAUACGCAUUCGCCUUAUGGAAAGGCUUGGAGCACUUUUGCUAAGCCCUUGGAGAUGUUGAAUCAAGACGUCUGCUAUUUCUAUGGCGAGGCGCAGGCGGUGUAUAAAGAGUUUGGUGGUGUUGUGCUUAAUGAGGAGGAAGGUAUUAAGCUUGCUAAUGCUCUGGGACCAAAGGGCAAAGGCAUGAUUUUGAGAAACCAUGGCUUGUUGACUGUAGGCACUACAGUUGAUGAAGCUGCGUAUCUUUAUACGCUCAUGGAGAGGAGUUGCGAGGUUCAAUUGCUUGCUGAGGCGGCUUGUGCCAGUGGCAUCGAGAAGGUCAUUGUGCCUGACGAGUCUGCUGAGUAUACCUUCAGGAUGGGCGCUGACCCUGACUCUCUUUACGAAGAGUUCCAGCCUGACUUGGAAUACGAGGAUGUCAUGACGAAUGGCGAUUUCAGGAACUAA
Molecule: messenger RNA, 918 nt
Organism: Aureobasidium melanogenum CBS 110374
Lineage: Eukaryota; Fungi; Ascomycota; Dothideomycetes; Dothideales; Saccotheciaceae
Product: arad-like aldolase/epimerase
Exons: 1
Coding region: 1-918 (305 amino acids)
Cellular component (GO): cytoskeleton
Molecular function (GO): actin filament binding
Source: RefSeq, a predicted model, not a curated record